CUUCACUCGCUUCCUUCCAACGCCCAAAUACGACUCUCCGUUUCAACUUCGCUGAAAUCGUUCAAGGAAAAACCUCUUGUAAAUUUUUCUACAUUCUCCAACAAAAAAAACAAUGUCUGGUCCUGGUGCACGUGGAUGCUUUAACUGCGGUGGAUUCGGCCACCAAGCUGCUUCAUGUCCAAAGGCUGGAACUCCUACAUGCUACAACUGUGGUAUGGAAGGCCAUGUAUCGCGCGACUGCACUAUGGAAGCGAAGGCGAAAUCUUGCUACAAAUGUGGACAAGAAGGUCAUAUCUCUCGUGAAUGCACGAACAGCAGCAGCAAUGACAAUCACCACAGCGGCGGCGGCGGCGGUCGCGGAAACUUCUCAAGCGGCGGUGGUGGCGGCGGCGGCUCUGGAUCCGAGUGCUAUCGUUGUGGAAAAGUUGGACAUAUAGCCCGGUCUUGCCCUGAAGUUGGCGGUGGUGGAGGUGGAGGUGGAGGUGAUCGUGGAUCAGGAGCUUCGUAUGGUGGUGGAGGUGGUGGAGGCGGAUUCCAGAAGACCUGCUACAGCUGCGGAGGCGUAGGCCACAUGUCCCGAGACUGCGUUCAAGGAUCUAAAUGCUACAACUGUAAUGGUUUUGGGCAUAUCAGCAAGGACUGUCCUCAACCCCAGAAGAAAGCUUGCUAUAACUGUGGUCAGGAAGGACACAUCUCCCGGGACUGCCCAGGUGCAGCCGGCGAAGCAGAUGCUUAGAUGUCGUACCUAUCCCCUUAAUCAUAUCUUCGAUCUCUUGUCCCUACACCUCCAUCUAAACACCAUGAUCUCCGAAAUCCUCCCUCAAUAUCGUCUUGACCCUUUGUAUGGUGUAAUAUCCUGCUCCUCCCCCCUCUUCUUGUGACAGUGGUUUAGUAAACAAAACAUGUUAGUGUAACGGUUUUUUUCUGGGGAAGAAAUACUAUUACAUGUACACUAAAUUUUCACCUUUUUUUUUUUACCUUACUCAUAUCUCUUUCUCGCUAUCCAUGAUCAGUCGGCUGCCGAUGUCGAUGAAUGUUGGAGUUGUUUUAUGAUACGUAGGGCAUGGUUUCUGUCUUACCGCUCUUACCGCUCGCAAUACACAUUCCCGAGAAGAGUCACCCUACA
Molecule: messenger RNA, 1126 nt
Organism: Marasmius oreades (fairy-ring Marasmius)
Lineage: Eukaryota; Fungi; Basidiomycota; Agaricomycetes; Agaricales; Marasmiaceae
Exons: 8
Coding region: 113-736 (207 amino acids)
Biological process (GO): positive regulation of cytoplasmic translation
Cellular component (GO): cytoplasm
Molecular function (GO): translation regulator activity; single-stranded RNA binding; zinc ion binding
Source: RefSeq, a predicted model, not a curated record